Mizuhopecten yessoensis (Yesso scallop) is the source of this 1575-nucleotide messenger RNA. RefSeq names its product hornerin-like. The transcript is spliced from 2 exons. The record is from RefSeq and is a predicted model, not a curated record. Lineage: Eukaryota; Metazoa; Mollusca; Bivalvia; Pectinida; Pectinidae. The coding region runs from base 1 to 1575 and encodes 524 amino acids.
AUGGCACAAUGUUUUAGGGACAACCGACAGGGGAGGUACCGUCAGAGGAGGUACCGUCAGAGGACAACCGACAGAAGAGGUACCGACAGAGGAGGUACCGUCAGAGGACAACCGACAGAGGAGGCACCGUCAGGGGACAACCGACAGAGGAGGUUCCGUCAGGGGACAACCGACAGAGGAGGGACCGUCAGAGGACAACCGACAGAGGAGGUACCGUCAGAGGACAACCGACAGAGGAGGUACCGUCAAGGGACAACCGAGAGAGGAGGUACCGUCAGGGGACAACCGACAGAGGACAACCGACAGAGGAGGUACCGUCAGAGGACAACCGACAGAGGAGGUACCGUCAGAGGACAACCGACAGAGGAGAGGACAACCGACAGAGGAGGUACCGUCAGAGGACAACCGGCAGAGGAGGUACCGUCAGAGGACAACCGACAGAGAAGGUACCGUCAGGGGACAACCGACAGAGGAGGUACCGGCAGGGGACAACCGACAGAGGAGGUACCGUCAGAAGACAACCGACAGAGGAGGUACCGUCAGAGGAAAACCGACAAAGGAGGAACCGUCAGGGGACAACCGACAGAGGACAACCGACAGAGGAGGUCCCGUCAGGGGACAACCGACAGAGGAGGUACCGGCAGGGGACAACCGACAGAGGAGGUACCGUCAGGGGCCAACCGCCAGGGGACAACCGAAAGAGGACAACCGACAGAUGAGGUACCGUCAGAGGACAACCGACAGAGGAGGUGCCGCCAGGGGACAACCGACAGAGGAGGAACCGCCAGGGGACAACCGACAGAGGACAACCGACAGAGGACAACCGACAGAGGAGGCACCGUCAGAGGACAACCGACGGAGGAGGAACCGUCAGGGGACAACCGACAGAGGAGGUACCGCCAGGGGACAACCGACAGAGGAGGAACCGCCAGGGGACAACCGACAGAGGAGGAACCGCCAGGGGACAACCGACAGAGGAGGAACCGCCAGGGGACAACCGACAGAGGACAACCGACAGAGAACAACCGACAGAGGAGGAACCGUCAGAGGACAACCGACAGAGGAGGGACCGUCAGGGGACAACCGACAGAGGAGGUACCGGCAGGGGACAACCGACAGGGGACAACCGAAAGAGGAAAACCGACAGAGGAGGUACCGUCAGGGGACAACCAACAGAGGAAGUACCGUCAGAGGACAACCGACAGAGGAGGUACACCGUCAGAGGACAACCGACAGAGGACAACCGACAGAGGAGGAACCUUCAGAGGACAACCGACAGAGGAGGUACCGUCAGGGGAGAACCGACAGAGGACAACCGACAGAGGAGGUACCUUCAGAGGACAACCGACGGAGGAGGAACCGUCAGGGGACAACCGACAGAGGAGGUACCGUCAGGGGCCAACCGCCAGGGGACAACCGAAAGAGGACAACCGACAGAGGAGGUACCGUCAGGGGACAACCGACAGAGGACAACCGACAGAGGAGGUACCGACAGAGGACAACCGACAGAGGAGGUACCUUCAGAGGACAACCGACAGAGGAGGUACACCGUCAGAGGACAAUUUAAGAGAUUAG